CCAGCCGCUGCCCCCAUCUCGGACCCCAGCUUCGGCUCGCAUUUUGAUGACUUCGGAAAUUACAAGGUCGUGCUACUAGGUGACGGUAGCCAUGGCACGUCGGAAUUCUACGCCGCGCGCGCGGGGAAUAACCAAGCGGCUCAUCGAGCAGCAUGGGCACACGAUGGUGGCCUCGAGGCGGACUGGCCGACGCUGAGGCCAUCGAUCGCUACGUCCGCCAGCGUCCCGGCCCUAAGGCGGGCAUUUGGUGGCAAGGCUCGCGACCUCCGAGCCCUUCAACGGCCCCUGGGUUGGACGAACCCUCCGCGUACGGGCUGGCCUCCGCUCCGCGGGAUGGAGGACUGCGAGCGCGGGGUGCUGCAGAUGCUGCGCGACCUGCUGGACAAGCGGCUGCAAUACGCGCAGCACGAUGUGCGCGACGGGGAGGAGUUCCACAGCGGCGAGCAGAACGCGUUUGUCGUCCGCGACGCGGAGCGCUACUACAAGGCCAUGUACUACAGUUCCGCCUCCUCGUGGACACUGCGCGACACGCACAUGUUCGACACUCUGCGACGGCUGUUCCGGCACAAGCCCGCUGACGCCAAGGCCAUCGUCUGGGCGCACAACUCGCACUGCGGCGAUGCGCGCUAUACCAGCAUGGGCACGCGCCGCAAAGAGGUCAAUAUCGGUCAGUUGAUCCGAGAGAAUUUUGGCCGCGAGAAUGUCGCAAUCCUCGGAUGUGGCACGCAUACUGGCACCGUGGCCGCCGCCCACGAAUGGGACGAGGAUAUGCAGGUAAUGAAGGUGCGGCCGUCUCGUGAUGAUAGCUGGGAGAUCAUCGCCCACGAUACGGGAAUCCCCAACUUUGUGAUUGAUCUGCGCAAGGAACACCUCGAUCCUGCUUUGCG
Messenger RNA from Aspergillus novofumigatus IBT 16806, 887 nucleotides. RefSeq lists its product as uncharacterized. The transcript is spliced from 2 exons. Lineage: Eukaryota; Fungi; Ascomycota; Eurotiomycetes; Eurotiales; Aspergillaceae. The record is from RefSeq and is a predicted model, not a curated record. Gene Ontology annotation, biological process: response to antibiotic. The annotation marks the transcript as partial.